AUGAUCAAACCCGACGUGCUGGAGCUCCCCGUCGGGGUGCGGCUGGUUUACCUCGCCGAAGGGGGCGCCAAUAUCAUCUAUCGCUUCGUGACCGACCUCGCGUGCGUACCGCUGAAGCUGCACGGAAAGGUACUCCGCCUGCGCAAGGAAACAACGUCAGCCAUUCCGUACCGCGACACGUCUCGGAGCUUCGACCGUGUGAUCCGUCCGUUGUUCGAGCCCGAUGAACUAGUCGACCAGGAGUUGGUGCGACUGCCCGCCGGGCUUGUGCUGCGAUGCAACGAGCAUCUGCGGGUGGCGGAGCGGGAGCACCAGCGGCCCAAGAAACGGCAUGGUGUCUACCUCUCUGCCACCGAACCGUUCGGCCUUCUAAUUACGGACAUGACUACGUUCGGGGACCCGACGGUCGCUACCCUGGCAGAGUUGAAGCCCAAAUGGCUCCUGCAGUCGCCCUCGGCCCCAGUGAACGCCCGCCGAUGCCGUACCUGUGCCUUGCGGGAGAUGAAGAACGAGGAGGCUCGGCUAGCGGGCUUAGCAGGCCAGGAGUCUUUCUGCCCGCUUGAUCUUGUCUCCGACAAGUUCGAGCACGUGCUCCGUGCGACCCGCUUCAUCCAGGGAUGCAAGGAUCCCAUGCUCCUCGCACGGGUGCUAUACCACAACCGCACGCUGCUGAAGCUGCAGUCGCAUCAACGAGCCAUGAAGGAAGUCGGUUUGCGUGGCCCUCCCGCACACUCCCGCGAGAUGUCGCUGGCCAUGACCUUGCGAGACUGCACCAUGUUCAUCAAGAUGCCCCACGACGGUAGCAUCCCUGAUAUCCGACUCGGGGAUUUGGACCUAAAAACCACCACUGGUGGGAAAGCGCAGUACUGGCUUGAGCUGGAGAAGCGACUGGUCUACGAGGGCUGGUACUCAGCCACUCAUAGCAGUCAGAUAGACAUAGACAGCGAAUGUGCCCUCGGACGAAUAUCUCCUACAUCUUGA
Molecule: messenger RNA, 981 nt
Organism: Penicilliopsis zonata CBS 506.65
Lineage: Eukaryota; Fungi; Ascomycota; Eurotiomycetes; Eurotiales; Aspergillaceae
Exons: 2
Coding region: 1-981 (326 amino acids)
Biological process (GO): inositol phosphate biosynthetic process
Cellular component (GO): nucleus
Molecular function (GO): ATP binding; inositol-1,3,4,5,6-pentakisphosphate 2-kinase activity
Source: RefSeq, a predicted model, not a curated record